AACAAAAUUGAUUUCUUUGGGGGUACAGAUUAAAGUCCCUUUUGAGUUGUAUACUCUUUGUAUUAUUAAUUAAUUGAAGCGCGAAGUAGCAGAUGGCGGAGAAGCAGCUGAUCGUGGCCGUUGAAGGCACCGCCGCCAUGGGUCCCUACUGGCAAAUCAUACUUUCUGAUUACCUCGAAAAGAUCAUCAGGUGUUUCUGUAGUAACGAAUUCGCAGGGCAGAAGAAUACUACAUCAAAUGUUGAGCUUUCAUUGGUUACAUUCAACACACAUGGAUCGUAUUGUGCUUGCCUAGUACAACGUAGUGGGUGGACAAAAGAUGUUGAUAUUUUCUUACAAUGGCUGUCGGCCAUACCUUUUUCUGGUGGUGGUUUCAAUGAUGCUGCAAUUGCCGAAGGGCUUUCUGAAGCAUUGAUGUCAUUUGAUGUAGCUCAGAUGUUUCCUAUUGCUGCAAAUGGAAAUCAAACCCAUCAAAUUGCUGAUGGGCAAAGACAUUGCAUUCUUGUUGCUGCCAGUAAUCCUUAUCCCUUGCCUACACCAGUCUAUCGGCCACAGACUCAAAACUUGGAGCAAAGUGAAAAUAUGGAAUCACAGACAGAGAGUCGUUUGUCUGAUGCUGAGACAGUAGCUAAAUCAUUUCCUCAGUGUUCUGUUUCUUUAUCUGUGAUAUGUCCGAAGCAGCUUUCAAAGCUAAAAGCAAUCUACAGUGCUGGAAAGAGAAACCCCCGAGCAUCAGAUCCACCUGUUGACAAUGUUAGAAACCCUCAGUUUCUUGUUCUGAUUUCAGAAAAUUUUAUGGAGGGCUGUGCUGCUUUAAGUCGCUCUGGAGUUCCAAGUUUAGCACCCAAUCAGAGUCCUGUGAAAAUGGACAUGGCUUCUGUCAAUGCGGUUGCAGGGACACCUCCGACUUCUGUUCCAUCAGUGAAUGGAUCUAUUAUGAGCCGGCAACCUGUUUCUGCUGGAAAUGUUCCCACUGCCACCGUAAAAGUUGAGCCCACAACGAUAACAUCGAUGGCAAACGGACCUGCUUUUCCUCAUAUUCCUUCUGUUCCACGUGCCCCAUUUCAAGCAGUCCCAAUGUUGCAAACUUCUUCACCAUUGACAACUACUGAAGAGGUGAUGAGAAGUAGUGACAAUGUGCAAGAAAUAAAACCUUCUGUAGGUGGCAUGACACAGCCUUUACGUCCUGUGCCUCCAGCGGCUGCAAAUGUCAACAUACUGAACAAUCUUUCACAAGCAAGGGUGAUGAACUCUGCUGCUCUCAGUGGAGGAACUUCUAUAGGACUUCAAUCAAUGGGUCAAACUCCAGUGGCCAUGCAUAUGUCCAAUAUGAUAUCUAGCGGAAUGACAUCUUCUGUGCCUCUGGCUCAAACUGUAUUUUCAUCUGGGCAAUCGGGUAUGACUUCAUUACCUGGUUCAGGAGCUGUUACAGGGACUACACAGGUCCCACCAAACUCAAAUCUUAAUUCAUUUGCUUCUGCAACUUCUAAUGUGGCUGGAAAUUCAAACAUUGGAAUUUCACAACCAAUGUGUAAUGUUCAAGGAGCAGUGAGUAUGGGCCAAUCAGUACCUGGCAGCAUGAGCCAAGGAAAUCAUUCAGGUGCACAAUUGGUGCAAACUGGAGUUGCCAUGAGCCAGAGCAUGAGUGGUCUUGGUCCAUCAACUGUUUCUUCUGGAACUGGUACAUUGAUUCCUGCUCCAGGAAUGUCUCAACAGGUACAAUCUGGAAUGCAGACACUUGGAGUGAACAACAAUUCAGCUGCUAGUAUGCCUCUAUCACAACAGACAUCAAGCGCUUUGCAAUCAGCCCAAUCCAAAUAUGUUAAAGUCUGGGAGGGAAAUUUAUCUGGUCAGAGGCAAGGGCAGCCAGUGUUCAUCACCAGAUUGGAAGGUUAUCGGAGUGCCUCUGCUUCUGAGACACUUGCAUCAGACUGGCCGCAAACCAUGCAAAUAGUUCGUCUUAUAUCCCAGGAUCACAUGAAUAACAAGCAAUAUGUUGGGAAGGCAGAUUUUUUAGUUUUCAGGGCAAUGAAUCAACAUGGAUUUCUUGGACAGCUACAAGAGAAGAAGCUUUGUGCUGUAAUCCAAUUGCCUUCACAGACGUUGAUGCUUUCAGUUUCUGAUAAAGCUUACCGCUUGAUAGGGAUGCUUUUCCCUGGGGAUAUGGUUGUCUUUAAACCACAAAUAUCAAGCCAGCAUCAACAGCAGCAGCAACAGAUGCAGCCACUGCUACAACAGCAACAGAUGCCACAGCAGCAGCUCCCACAGCUGCAACAACAACAGCAGCAGCAGCAGCAGCUUCCACAGCUGCAACAACAGCAGCAGCAACAGCCGCAGCAGCAACAGCCGCUCCCACAUUUGCAACAGCAACAACUCCCUCAGCUGCAACAGCAACAGCAGCAGCAGCAGCAACUCUCCCAGCUGCAACAACAGCAGAUGCCCCAGUUGCAGCAGCAGCCACAGCUUGCUCAGAUGCAGCAACAGCAACAACAAAUGGUCGGAUCAGGAAUGAAUUCAGCUUAUGUCCAAGGUCCAGGCCGAUCACAAUUAGUUUCUCAAGGGCAAGUUUCAUCACAGGCCCCAUCUAACAUGCCUGGAGGAGGCUUUAUGAGUUGAUCAGUGACACUCGGAAUUUGCUGGCUUGUUUAGAACUUCAUAGUUGUGUAGGGCUUGUGUAGGAUACCAGUCCACAGGUCUCCUUUAGUGGCUAAACGUGAGCAGAAGUUAUCUAGUAACAUCUGGGAGGAAUCAUUAUGUACUGGUAUAUUACAUGUACCAUGAUAUCUCAUGUUCUAUUUUUUUCUCAUUGGAUAAAAUAAAGGUCUUAUUAAAACA
Molecule: messenger RNA, 2834 nt
Organism: Gossypium raimondii (Peruvian cotton)
Lineage: Eukaryota; Viridiplantae; Streptophyta; Magnoliopsida; Malvales; Malvaceae
Product: mediator of RNA polymerase II transcription subunit 25
Exons: 15
Coding region: 93-2615 (840 amino acids)
Biological process (GO): positive regulation of transcription by RNA polymerase II
Cellular component (GO): transcription regulator complex; mediator complex
Source: RefSeq, a predicted model, not a curated record